GUAUAAUGUGUUAUAAAAAGAGGAGGGUCGACCCCCUCUACACAAUGUCGGGGCCUCCCCUUGUUCCUAUGUCGAUCUGCUGCAGUCACAGUAGCCCCAAUGGUGUCUCUCAAGUCGGCCGUACUGGCCGCGUCUUACAUGGUGGCCUGCAUUGCCGUUGAGAUCAAGGUGGCUUCUUCAGGGGGCAAUGCCACGAGUGGGCACCAGUAUGGCUUCCUGCAUGAGGAUAUCAACAACUCCGGCGACGGCGGCAUCUACGCCGAGUUGAUUCGCAACCGGGCAUUCCAGUUUAGCCCCCGGUAUCCUGUCUCUCUGGAUGGCUACCGCUCUGUCAAUGAUGCUGUAUUGACCCUCAAGAAUUUGAGCGAUCCGCUUUCGGAUGCCCUUCCGACAUCCAUGAACGUCGCGGCCGGCAAGGCAUGUGGCAUCGUCGGCUUCUUGAACGAGGGCUUCUGGGGCAUCGACGUGAAGAAACAGAAAUACACCGGGUCUUUCUGGGUAAAGGGCUCUUACGAGGGCGUGUUCACUGCAUCUCUUCAGUCCAACUUGACCGCCCACGUCUUCGGGACUGUUGAGAUUGAGUCCAAGGCCUCCCCUAAUGAGUGGGUUGAGCACGAGUUCGAGUUGGUUCCGACAAUGGAUGCCCCCAACAGCAACAACACGUUUGCUCUUACCUUCAAUCCAGAAGGAGCUGCCGACGGAUCGCUGGACUUCAACCUGAUCAGUCUUUUCCCACCAACCUACAAGGGACGGAAAAACGGUCUGCGCAUUGACAUUGCGGAGGCAUUGGAGGAACUGCACCCGUCAGUGCUACGCUUCCCCGGCGGUAACAUGCUCGAGGGAGACAACAACCAGUCUCGAUGGAACUGGAAAGACACUCUUGGCCCCCUUAGAAACCGGCCGGGUUUCCAGGGUGUCUGGGGUUACCAACAAACUCACGGUCUUGGACUCAUGGAAUACCUAGAAUGGGCUGAAGACAUGAAUCUGGAGAUUGCCGUCGGUGUAUGGGCGGGGCUGGCACUGAAUGGGGACAUCACGCCUCAGGAUAAGCUGCAGCCUUUUAUCGACGAUGCCCUCGACCAGAUCGAGUUUAUCCGCGGGCCUGCCGAUUCCAAAUGGGGCUCCCGCCGGGCAGAACUCGGCCAUCGGGAACCCUUCAAGCUCCACUAUGUCGAGAUCGGCAACGAGGACUGGCUUGCCGGUGGAGAGGCAGGCUGGCAGUCCUAUCAGGAUUAUCGAUUCCCAAUGUUCCAGGCGGCCAUCAGCGCGGCAUAUCCCGACAUGCAGAUCAUCGCAUCCGGCGCUAGCUCCGACGGAUACGAAAUCCCCGCGCCCGCCAUCGGCGACUACCACCCCUACCGUGAGCCGGACCAGCUCGUCACGGAAUUUAACAGGUUCGACAAUGACGUGGCCCACAUCGUCGGCGAGGUGGCCGCGACACAUCCCAACGGCGGCAUCGGCUGGGACGGCGACCUCCAGCCCUUCCCCUGGUGGAUCGGCACCGUCGGCGAGGCCGUCUCGAUGAUCGGCUACGAGCGCAACGCGGACCGCAUCCCGGGCGUCUUCUAUGCGCCCGUCCUCCGCAACAUGAACAGGUGGCAGUGGGCCGUCACCAUCCUGCAGUUCGCCGCCGACCCGGCCAUGACGACGCGCUCGACCAGCUGGUACGUCUGGGAGCUGUUUGCCAGGCACGCCAUGUCGCACACCCUGCCCGCGACCUCCGAUUCCGCCUUCGGACCGCUGUACUACGUUGCCGGCGCGAACGAGGCCGCCGGCUCCUUCAUCUGGAAGGGCGCCGUCUACAACACCACCGACAGUGCUGAUGUCCCUGUGUCCGUCGCUUUCGAGGGCGUCAAGGCCGGCACGAAGGCUGCUCUCACCAUCAUUACAAAUCCGGGCGGCGACCCGUACGGGUAUAAUGACCCGCAUACUGGCGUCAACAUCGUCGACCACACAACGUAUAUUAUCGUGUCAAAUUCCGAGGGGGUAUUCGAGUUCGACAUGCCUGAGCUAAGUGUUGCGGUUCUGGAUACAGAUCCAAAGUCUGCCACCAACUGCAACAAGAAGCGGAGCACAGCGACGCGUCGACGGAGCAGUGGAAGUAUGACAGGAAUAUAAUGCCGUUCGUUGCCUACGUCUGGCCUACGGUUACCCGACGAUGACAGGAAUGGGAAGCAGGGGCUAUCGUCAGGUUAAUUAGCAG
Phialemonium atrogriseum is the source of this 2203-nucleotide messenger RNA. RefSeq names its product alpha-L-arabinofuranosidase A. The transcript has 5 exons. NCBI's taxonomy places the organism in Eukaryota, Fungi, Ascomycota, Sordariomycetes, Cephalothecales, Cephalothecaceae. Gene Ontology annotation, biological process: L-arabinose metabolic process. The record is from RefSeq and is a predicted model, not a curated record. Gene Ontology annotation, molecular function: alpha-L-arabinofuranosidase activity. Bases 100 to 2118 code for a protein of 672 amino acids.